This is a messenger RNA of Anoplopoma fimbria (sablefish), 4366 nucleotides long. It is a transcript of the gene mlh3, whose product is annotated as mutL homolog 3 (E. coli). NCBI's taxonomy places the organism in Eukaryota, Metazoa, Chordata, Actinopteri, Perciformes, Anoplopomatidae. Gene Ontology annotation, cellular component: mismatch repair complex. Bases 196 to 3789 code for a protein of 1197 amino acids. The transcript is spliced from 14 exons. Gene Ontology annotation, biological process: mismatch repair. The record is from RefSeq and is a predicted model, not a curated record. Gene Ontology annotation, molecular function: ATP hydrolysis activity; ATP-dependent DNA damage sensor activity; protein binding.
CUGUAAACAGCAGCAGAGGUGGAUUUUAGUGUCGAUGCCUUUUUUUUAUUAUUAUUUCAUUUUUAAUUUAAACAGGCAGUGUUUACUGACUUUUUUUUUAAUGUGUCUCAAAAAAAAAAAAAAAAAAAGUUGUCGUUGGAGCCAUGGUUACUCAUUGAUUAACGUUACUGUGUAGUUGUAGGGACCAUUAAGACCAUGAUUAAGUGUCUGCCUGGAGACGUGCAGGGGAAGCUCCGCUCCGGGGUCGCCCUCCCCUCCAUGCAGCAGUGUGUAGAGGAGCUCACACUGAACAGCAUCGAUGCUGAGGCCACCUGUGUGGGGGUGAGGGUGGACAUGGAGGCCUUCAGGGUCCAGGUGGUGGACAACGGGGCUGGGAUCAAUGAAGAGGAUGUGGAGCAAGUGGGAAACAGAUACCACACAAGCAAAUGCAGCUCUGUGGAAGACCUGGACAACCUCAGGUGGUUUGGCUUCAGAGGAGAAGCCCUGGCCAGUGUCGUCUCUCUCUCCAAACUGGUGGAGAUCUCAACCAGGACCAGAUCAUCAGUGAAAACCCACGUGAAGAUCUUCAAGGACGGCAAGGGCAUGGAUGUGUUUGAAGCAGAGACCGCUCGGCCCUCCUCGGGGACGACUGUUGUGGUUUGUGACUUCCUCCACAACAUGCCAGUCCGGAGGAAGAGGAUGGAUGCCGUCCUGGAGGGUGAGAGGAUCAGACACAGGGUGGAGGCCGUCUCCCUGAUGCAUCCCGCUGUGUCUUUCACCCUGAAGAACGACUGCACAGGAGCCAUGAUGGUGCAGCUUCCUAAAGCCAGAAACACCUACCACCGGUUCGUUCAGAUACACGGCCUCGGGCGAGCACAGACUCUUGGAGAAAUCAGCUACAGACGUGGACAGUUUGAAGUGCUCGGUUACAUUGGCAGAGAAGGCCACUACAAUAACAGCUUACAGUUCUUGUAUGUGAAUGACAGACUGCUCCUGAAAACAAGGAUACACAAGCUCCUGAACUUUCUCCUUCGCAGACUGAACAGUCCAGACAGGGAGUCCGCCAUCAGGAGUCCAAAGCACAAACGAAGCCAAGAACUGCAUGGAGUAUACGUCAUCAAUAUCAAGUGCCCUUACUCAGAGUAUGACGUAUGUCUUGAGCCUGCCAAAACUCUGAUAGAGUUCAAAGAUUGGGAUGGACUUUUGCUGUGUAUAGAGGAGGCAGCGAAAGCUUUCCUGACCAAAGAGAACUUGGUGGCUGUGCUUUCUCACGAUGACUUGGACGAUCCCAAAUUGUUUGGCACUGACACUGACAAAGAGGGGCAUAACACGGGCUACGGCGGCCAAGCAACUAGCAGAGCUUCCUCGCUAGAUUGCACUUUUGGAAUGAAACUGGCAUCUGAUCCUGUUCAUCGAAAACGCAAAGAUGAAUGUGUAUAUGAGGACAAUGUAAGUCAGCAGUGUGGUCAGACAGAAUGCAAUGACAAGACUGAAGAAGAGCAAAAGAUAACUGCAAAUGAAUUGGAAAAGAUAAAUAGUGAAGAAAGCAUAAACAAAGAAUUUAGAUCUGAACCACUGUGUGAUCAGGCUAGACUUGAACCUACAUCUGAUAAUAGCAUUACUGAGGAAGAGGAGCCUACUUUUUGUGAAGAUGGGGAAGGCACUCAGGUGUUGUGUUUGUCAAAUUCAGUCAGACAAAUAGAAAGUGAAAAACUGGAACCCCCAACAGAAAAAGAGAUCCCAUUAAACACUACUACCUCCACCAGCAGUGUGAUUCCACUAGACCGCAUCUAUCAACAAAUUCAACCUGAUUUAAACAGUAUUGAGCAAAUAUUACCUGACUGCCCGGGUGCAGGAGGACCAGAAUUUACUUUAAUAAGGAACAAAAGGAUCAGCCUGUCUGAUCCAUACAUUCAUGAAAAUCCGCAGACGCAGGACCUGUCCCAAAUCAACAAGUCAGUAUUUCAGCAACAAGUUAUAGUGCAGAAAUGUGAAGAGAGAUCCUUUGCAUCAAAACGCAAAAUCUCACUGUGCGCAGGCCAUGACAGAACCAGUCAGAAACCAUCCGACAACAUAAUUCCCUCAAAGAUUCACAGAAUUUCAACUUGUCAAAAGUUGUCUUUAUGUAAGGAGUCUGGAUCCCUUGAGAAGUUUAGAAGAGUAUAUGGUCAAGCUGAUGAACUGAAAUUACACUCUCUAGAGAAUAAUACUAGACUUCCUCAGACAGACGGCUUUGUUUUGAAUUCCCAGAAUGUGUCUGUUUGCCAGAAAGACCAGCAAGAUGGUGGUGUGAAAGAAACAGAAAAAGAAGAGAAAUGCAGCAGCCUCCAAAGCCCUCUAAACCUCUCAGCAUUCGCCAAGUUAAAACCAGUCCCAGUGCCGAAAACAGGCAAAAUAUCUUUGGCAGCUAAACUCUUCCAUUUCAAACAACACAGGACAGAAAAUUCAAAUGUAUUACCACACCAGGACAAUACCUGUCUCAGUAGUGGUAAUGAUGGCAGCCAAGACGGCAAUAACAACGAGAAUCACUGCGACACUGCACUGAAUCCUGAGCCAGUCCAAGGUUGUCGUGAAAAUCCUGUACUGGUUGAAAGUCAAGAGGAUACAACAUCAGGGGACUGGCUUCAUCACUACGAUACAUCUGUGGGAAAGAUAGUUUAUGUCAACAAAGUGACUGGGCUCAGCCGGUAUGAAGACCCGGCUGCUGAAGAAACACACGCUUGCUGUACAUCUGAUGUCACCAAUAUGGCAGUUGGUGUCAUCUCUGAAAUGGGGAUGGAAUACAGAUGUUACCCAUUUCAGGUGGAUCUAGUGUUGCCCUUCCUCCCUAAAUCCAGGACAGAGAGAGUGAUUAGUUUAGGGCUUGAUGACAGAGAUGAAAGUGUUGAGAGGUCCAACUCACUGAAGUCGUUGUACUCCAAAUGGAAUAAUCCCGUGUUUGUCUGCCCUCCUACGGUUGGUGUGGACAUAUCAAGUGGGCAAGCCGACGGUCUGGCUGUCAAAAUCCACAACAUCCUGUUUCCGUACCGUUUCUCUAAGGCCAUGAUUCACUCAAUGAAGGUUAUUCAUCAGGUGGAUAAGAAGUUUCUUGCAUGUCUUAUCAAUACGAAGGAUGAGGAGUCUGCAGCACUCACUGAAACUGAAGGAAACCUUCUGGUGCUGGUAGAUCAACACGCUGCACACGAGAGAGUUCGACUUGAAAAUCUAAUUGCAGAUUCUUAUGAGGAUGACCCAGAUGCACCUGGAGAGAGACGUCUGUGUUCAUCAACCAUUUUGCCACCUCUCGAGAUCAGUGUAACCGAGGAAGAGCAAAGGCUGCUAAGGUCUUGUGAAGCACAUUUGCGGAGUUUGGGCCUGGAAGUAAAGUUUUCACAGGCAGCGAAUCCACAAGCUUUGAUAGGAAAGGUACCGCUGUGCUUCAUGGAAAAGGAGAGUAAUGAGCUCAGACGGGGGAGACAAUCUGUUAUCAAGCCUAUUGUUAAGGAGUAUCUUCAAGAGCAGAUUGAGUUGCUCCGCUCAACUGGUAGAGUAAGAGGAACUCUGCCCCUCACUGUGCUGAAGGUGCUAGCCUCGCUAGCAUGCCAUGGUGCCAUCAAAUUCAAUGACAGCCUGAGUAGAGAUGAAUGCUGCAGCUUGGUGGCAUCCUUGUCCUCCUGCCAGUUGCCCUUCCAGUGUGCCCAUGGCCGUCCAUCCAUUGCUCCCUUAGUAGACACCCUACAUUUGGACAAAGACGAGAAGGUAUUACAGAAACCCAACCUCCAAAAGCUGAGAAGAAUGUAUAAAGCGUGGGAACUAUAUGGAAAUAGAUAAGAGGGCAGGUGAAGUCAUCUGCAAUGGACUGGGAGAGGUGCUCAAGAUGAUUUAGCUUCGCCUCAAGGGGGACCAACUUGUUCGACUGAAGAAACCGCCAAGACAAACAUUAAGGAAGCAGGAGAAGAGUGCAGACAUGCUUGUGAUGAGAGAAGGAUGAUGCUGCUCCUGUCAGACGCAGACUCCUCCCCCUCGCUCUCUUAUCCCUACACUUCCGGGUCGCGUCACGUGACCUCUCCCUCCCCACAUGCCUGGCCUCCUCUUUACCAACUCCGCCCCAAGUAAACAAUUCAGCAUCAUUUCAUUAUGUCUGCCAGCAGCCCUCCAUUCUUAUCUUCGGAGGGGCAGCCCCCCAAGUGCUGAGUUUAUCCAGAUGUCUGUCAGGAGUUAAUGUUUGGUAAAAAAAUAAAAUAAAAAAAAAUAACCUAUAUUUCAUAAAAAUGAAAUAAUGAGAGUACAUUUGGUUGAUCAGCAUGCAAAGAUAAAAUGUUAACAAGUGAACACAGUUUACUUUUUAAAUGGCUUUCAAAAUGCGUCUCUGUGACCUUGUUAUUAAAUGAGCUCUUAUUAUUACAAG